This is a messenger RNA of Drosophila yakuba, 621 nucleotides long. RefSeq lists its product as uncharacterized. Bases 162 to 506 code for a protein of 114 amino acids. The record is from RefSeq and is a predicted model, not a curated record. Lineage: Eukaryota; Metazoa; Arthropoda; Insecta; Diptera; Drosophilidae. The transcript is spliced from 2 exons.
CCAGUGCUCAGCAACACGGCAGUUAACUGUUAAAGUCCUUUCGCUCUCCAGCCCUCGUUUGCGUACGUCAGUUUGAAACUUUUUACUGUAAUUCAGAAACUUAAACGAACAAGUUGUGUGCUCUCCUAAGUUACGGAAUUAACUAAUAUAGGAUACUCGAAAUGGCUAUUCGGGACAUUUGGCUGUUUUUAGUCACCAAUAAGCGGCACUUGCUGCGCGCUAUUGCACUUUUCUUGAUUUCAAGUGCAAUAUUGCUCUUCAAAUUGGACAACAACGUCGCCGGCUCGAUGAUCAAUUUGCUAGAUCUGAACGGCGGACUGAACUCCGCCAGUAUGUGGAACCACAAUGCUGCUGUCGGCAUCUACACAGUGAGUCUUAUCAUGGUGGUAUUCGCCGUGUUCUUUCAACGUCGCUUCCGAAUCUUUGACACGAAUGUCAUGAUGCCGCUGGAGGAUGCAGCUAAGCAAGCUGAUGAGGAGAAGGAGGAAGAGGAGGAGGAGGACUAAGGCGUUAAUCACCAUUGCCGGACUCGCAGAAGAAGAAACAUUCCCAGCUAUAAUAUAAAAAGCUUUCAAUUAUUCUAAAUUGAAGUCAAAAUAAAGUCAUUGUCGAGAACGGAAA